AUGGGAGAAGCGGAGAAGUUUCACUACAUAUACAGUUGCGACCUGGACAUCAACGUGCAGCUUAAGAUAGGAAGUUUGGAAGGGAAGAGAGAACAAAAGAGUUAUAAAGCUGUUCUAGAAGACCCAAUGUUGAAGUUUUCAGGGCUGUACCAGGAGACAUGCUCAGAUCUUUAUGUUACUUGUCAAGUUUUUGCAGAAGGGAAGCCUCUGGCCUUGCCAGUGAGAACAUCCUACAAAGCAUUUAGUACAAGAUGGAACUGGAAUGAAUGGCUAAAACUGCCUGUAAAAUACCCAGACCUGCCCAGGAAUGCCCAAGUGGCCCUCACUAUAUGGGAUGUGUAUGGACCAGGGAAGGCAGUGCCUGUGGGAGGAACAACGGUUUCGCUCUUUGGAAAAUAUGGCAUGUUUCGCCAAGGGAUGCACGACUUGAAAGUCUGGCCUAAUGUAGAAGCAGAUGGAUCAGAACCCACAAAAACUCCUGGCAGAACAAGCAGUACUCUCUCAGAAGAUCAGAUGAGCCGCCUUGCCAAGCUCACCAAAGCUCAUCGACAAGGACACAUGGUGAAAGUAGACUGGCUGGACAGAUUGACAUUUAGAGAAAUAGAAAUGAUAAAUGAGAGUGAAAAAAGAAGUUCUAAUUUCAUGUACUUGAUGGUUGAGUUUCGAUGUGUCAAGUGUGAUGAUAAGGAAUAUGGUAUUGUUUAUUAUGAAAAGGAUGGUGAUGAGUCAUCUCCAAUUUUAACAAGCUUUGAGAUAGUGAAGGUUCCUGAUCCUCAGAUGUCUAUGGAGAAUUUAGUUGAGAGCAAACAUCACAAGCUUGCCCGGAGUUUAAGAAGUGGACCUUCUGACCAUGAUCUCAAACCUAAUGCUGCCACAAGAGAUCAACUAAAUAUUAUUGUGAGUUAUCCACCAACCAAGCAACUUACAUAUGAAGAACAAGAUCUUGUUUGGAAGUUUAGAUAUUAUCUCACUAAUCAAGAAAAAGCUUUAACAAAAUUCUUGAAAUGUGUUAAUUGGGAUUUACCUCAGGAGGCUAAACAGGCAUUGGAACUUCUAGGAAAAUGGAAGCCAAUGGAUGUAGAGGACUCCUUGGAGCUUUUAUCCUCCCAUUACACCAAUCCAACUGUGAGGCGUUAUGCUGUUGCCCGGUUGCGACAGGCAGAUGAUGAGGAUUUGUUGAUGUACCUAUUACAGCUGGUCCAGGCUCUCAAAUAUGAAAAUUUUGAUGACAUAAAGAAUGGAUUAGAACCUACCAAGAAGGAUAGUCAGGGUUCAGUGUCAGAGAGUGUGUCAAAUUCUGGAAUCAAUUCUGCAGAAAUAGAUAGCUCCCAAAUUAUAACCAGCCCUCUUCCUCCAGUGUCUUCCCCUCCUCCUGCAUCCAAAACAAAAGACAGUUCAGAUGGUGAAAAUCUAGAGCAAGAUCUCUGUACCUUCUUGAUAUCAAGAGCCUGCAAAAACUCAACACUGGCUAAUUAUUUAUACUGGUAUGUGAUAGUGGAAUGUGAAGAUCAGGACACUCAGCAGAGAGAUCCAAAGACCCAUGAGAUGUACUUAAAUGUAAUGAGACGAUUCAGCCAAGCAUUGUUGAAGGGUGAUAAGUCUGUCAGAGUUAUGCGUUCUUUACUGGCUGCUCAGCAAACGUUUGUAGAUCGUUUGGUGCAUCUAAUGAAGGCAGUGCAGCGUGAAAGCGGAAAUCGUAAGAAAAAGAAUGAGAGACUACAGGCAUUGCUUGGAGACAAUGAAAAGAUGAAUUUGUCAGAUGUGGAACUUAUCCCAUUGCCUUUAGAACCCCAGGUGAAAAUUAGAGGAAUAAUCCCAGAAACAGCUACACUAUUUAAGAGUGCUCUUAUGCCUGCACAGUUAUUUUUUAAGACAGAAGAUGGGGGCAAAUACCCAGUUAUAUUUAAGCAUGGGGAUGAUUUACGCCAAGAUCAACUUAUUCUUCAAAUCAUUUCACUCAUGGACAAGCUGCUACGGAAAGAAAAUCUGGAUUUGAAGUUGACACCCUACAAGGUAUUAGCCACUAGUACAAAACAUGGCUUCAUGCAGUUUAUCCAGUCAGUUCCUGUUGCUGAAGUUCUUGAUACAGAAGGAAGCAUUCAGAACUUCUUUAGAAAAUAUGCACCGAGUGAGAAUGGACCAAAUGGAAUCAGUGCUGAAGUUAUGGACACUUAUGUUAAAAGCUGUGCUGGAUAUUGCGUGAUUACAUACAUACUUGGAGUUGGAGACAGACACCUGGAUAACCUUUUGCUAACAAAAACAGGCAAACUCUUCCACAUAGACUUCGGAUAUAUUUUGGGUCGGGAUCCAAAGCCUCUUCCUCCUCCAAUGAAGCUGAAUAAAGAAAUGGUAGAAGGAAUGGGGGGCACCCAGAGUGAGCAGUACCAAGAGUUUCGUAAACAGUGUUACACAGCUUUCCUCCACCUUCGAAGGUAUUCUAACCUGAUAUUGAACUUGUUUUCCUUGAUGGUGGAUGCAAACAUUCCAGAUAUUGCUCUUGAACCAGAUAAAACUGUGAAAAAGGUUCAGGAUAAAUUCCGACUAGACCUGUCUGAUGAAGAGGCCGUGCAUUACAUGCAGAGUCUGAUUGAUGAAAGUGUCCAUGCUCUUUUUGCUGCAGUGGUAGAACAGAUUCACAAGUUUGCCCAGUACUGGAGAAAAUGAAACUGGGUUUGGCACCUCAAAAUGUUUGGCUCUUUAAGAGAACUCCUUUAGAAGCAACCUCUGUCUAAGGA
Molecule: messenger RNA, 2735 nt
Organism: Puma concolor (puma)
Lineage: Eukaryota; Metazoa; Chordata; Mammalia; Carnivora; Felidae
Gene: PIK3C3
Product: phosphatidylinositol 3-kinase catalytic subunit type 3
Biological process (GO): autophagy of peroxisome; phosphatidylinositol-mediated signaling; phosphatidylinositol-3-phosphate biosynthetic process
Cellular component (GO): membrane; cytoplasm; phosphatidylinositol 3-kinase complex, class III, type I
Molecular function (GO): 1-phosphatidylinositol-3-kinase activity
Source: RefSeq, a predicted model, not a curated record